This is a messenger RNA of Brassica oleracea var. oleracea, 1135 nucleotides long. RefSeq names its product inorganic pyrophosphatase 1-like. The record is from RefSeq and is a predicted model, not a curated record. NCBI's taxonomy places the organism in Eukaryota, Viridiplantae, Streptophyta, Magnoliopsida, Brassicales, Brassicaceae. Gene Ontology annotation, molecular function: phosphatase activity. Bases 69 to 947 code for a protein of 292 amino acids. The transcript is spliced from 4 exons.
ACAAACCAACGAACUCAAAGAUCCAAUCAAAUCUAAACAGACAAAUAUUCUUCAGGUUUUCUUGAGACAUGGCUUGCAACAACAACAACAAGAACAACAUUGUCGUUGUGUUCGACUUCGACAAGACCAUCAUCGACGUUGAUAGCGAUAAUUGGGUUAUCGAUGAACUUGGCUUCACUGAUUUGUUCAAUCAACUUCUCCCCACCAUGCCUUGGAACACAGUCAUGGAUUGUAUGAUGAAAGAGCUUCAUGAUCAGGGAAAAACAAUUGAAGAGAUCAAACAAGCCCUAAGAACAAUCCCUAUCCAUCCACGGAUCGUCCCUGCCAUCAAAGCUGCACAUGCUUUAGGGUGUGAGCUGAGGAUAGUGAGCGAUGCAAACAUGUUCUUCAUCGAGACCAUGGUUGAGCAUCUGGGGAUUAGUGAACUCUUUUCUGAGAUCAACUCGAACCCAGGAUUUGUCGAUGAGAAAGACACCUUGAGAAUUUCUCCUUACCAUGAUUUUACUAACUCCUCUCAUGGUUGCACUCAUGGCAGUUGCCCUCUUAACAUGUGCAAGGGCUUGGUCAUUGAGAGGAUUCAAGAAUCUCUAGCUAAGGAAGGGAAGAAGAUGAUUUAUUUAGGAGAUGGAGCCGGUGACUACUGUCCUAGCCUAAAACUAAAAGCUGAAGAUUACGUGAUGCCGCGUAAGAAUUUCCCGGUUUGGGAUCUGAUUAGUCAAAAUCCGUUGCUGGUUAAAGCAACGAUUAGAGAAUGGACCGAUGGUGAAAGCUUGGAGAAGAUAUUAAUGGGAACCAUAGAGGAGAUUAUCCUGGAGGAAGAGAAAGAGAAGAACAUGCUAAGUACUAGUGCGGAGAAUUCUUGCAAGAUUCAGACAAUCUCUGUCGGGAUUAAUGUUCAUCAUGAGCCAAUAAUGCCUCGUGCUCUUCGAGUUUCUCAGUCUGGUUAGAUGGUUUUUAUAUAAUGUAGGAAGAAGAAGAAUAUUAUAUGUGGUCAUAUGGUGACUUUCCUCUUCUCCUAGUACUCCAAACAUAUUGGACUUUAUCCCAAGUACGAUGUGCGGUGAAGUUGUAUGAAUCUAUGAUUGUAAUUUUUGUUUUUCAAGUACCUAUCUGGUUGAAAUAUAUUUUGAAUUAA